AUGGCUCUAAUCACAACUGAACUUCAGCUGUUAAGUGGAUCAUUCAGCACUAGACCAUUAGAGAGAAUUAUUUACAUACAUUACAGGAUACAAGAAGAACUGAUGAGCAAGAGUAUCUAUCAGUACCUUCAUCCUACUAGUCAUCAAUUUUUUAGCAACUGUCUUGAUUCACUGAAAACUGGCAAGUUGCCAGAAUUCAUCAACAAUAGAAACUUUUCAUUGGACACUAGAUUCAGGAUCAACUGUGCUGAUGAAUUCAUGAAAGAACUGAAUGACUCAAAUUAUUUGAAAACUCGCCUUCAGUUUUUUUAUCAGCAGGGUAAGAAAAGUGCUAGAGAUGGAGACUAUAGUCCAAUUUCACCUGGAUCAGUAUCUGAAAACCCUAAGUUUUUGGUCUGCAUCGCCCAGAAAGUUAAUUGCACUUCAAACAAUUCAUCAAACUUGGAGCAGUGUCAGUUCACUACAAAACAAGAUUUGCAAGGAAAAAUACUGAACUGUGAUUCAAGUUCUUUGAAAGCUUACCUCUCAACUAUCCCUGGAUCAAUCACCAUAAGAGAUUUUGUGGGCUGGAAUGUUGUUGAUUUUUGCCAUUCCUUGGACAAGGACCGCUUGAGACAACAUCAUGAAGAAGUUGUAAAGAAUGGCACGAACAUGAGUGGUGUGUACAGAUUCCAGAUUCUGAAGGGAAAGUACGUCUAUGUACAGACAAGAAGCAAGCUGUUCACUAAUCCAAAAAAUAGCAAUCCUGAGUUCAUUAUGUCAACCCAUUCCAUCGUCAGGCCAUGUGAUUCCGAUGCAGAAUUGAAAGGUUCAGCUGAGAAGGGUCUGAUGCAAGCCAUCAUUGGACCCAUCCUGCCAAAUUACAGAGAGAAUUGGUUAUCUUCUGGAUUAAACAACAAAUUCCCUACAUCUGCGAAUUCCUCCUCUUCAUUAACAUCUCCACAAUUUUCAUUGCCAUCAAGUGAUGCAUUCUUGAAAGAUUUUGAUCAGUUGUCUCCUCUCACAUCAUCUUCACUCCUGUCACCUUCACAAACAAUGGAAAUGGAUCAGUGGAACAGACCACAUCAGCAACCUCAGUCUCAGAUUCAACAGCAACAGCACUCUUUGAUGAGAUCGACGAGUGUUAUUGGUCAGCCUUUCUUGUCUAGCGGGAGCAGACCUAGUUCUGUUUUAUCGGACACACACAAAAAUUUUCCUCAGCAUACGCAGAAACCAAAGAGACCAUACAAGAGAAAACAUCAAAGUCCAACAAUGGAUGUGGCCGUGAAUGAUGAUAGUUGUCCAAUGAACAAUCAGCAGAUAAGUACAAAACGUCCUACAUUACUCAACACUUCCAUGUCAAUGGUUGAUGUUAACCACACACAUGAUGCCACAAUGAUGCUCACUCAUCCUGCUGCUGCUGCUGCCGUGGACACAGCUCUCCAGAGCACCAAUGGUCCAUGGAAUCAAUCUUGCAAUCCAUCACCUGUUCUCCCAUCUCUUCCAACACACCAGUCAUAUCAUCAACAACAACAGUAUCAAUAUCAACAGCCUCAACAUGUUUAUCAUUAUCAUCAGCAACCAAUGGAGCAACAGCAACAACAACAUCAACGUCAGCCCUUUCAACAAAAAUCACGAAUUGCCACAAACAAAAAACAACAAGUUCUUCAGAUAAACAACAACAGUGCUAAUAACAAUAAUUUAGAUAUAAGAAAUAACAUACUACCACUUGCAUUGUCAGCACCCACAAGCAUAAUCAGCAUCGAUAAUAACAAGUACACCAACUGCUUUAGUAACACUUCAAAGCCUCAAAAUGACACAGCAAAAAAUGAAAGUUUGCGAAAACUUUUGACGUCAAAUGAUGAUGAAUAUACAGCUGAUGACUGCAAAAUCGUCCCAAUCAAAACGAACAAGUUAAUGAACAGUGGGGGCAACACUAACCUUAAUGUUGCUGCAUGUCCUUCAUUGUCAGGUCUAUCUGGCUUGUCAUCGUUAUCUGAUGUCAUGUCCUUGAGCACCAACCAGAGCCCACCCCAGGAACCACAGAGUACGACUCACAUCGGUGAGAACUCCAACUCUCCUGUCAUUCACAAGAAUGACAAGAAAUCUUUGAAGAAGGAGCAGUCAUCUGGCAGAUGCAACCUUUUGAAGAAUUUACUAACUGGUAGUACCGAUGAUGAAGAUGAUGACUCAGUUCAACUGUCCUCAAACAGCAAGUUCAAAUCAAAUGUCAGCAAUUCUUCCAGGCAUAUACUGACCAAACUUGAAAAUCUUCAAUCUCUGCCAGAUAAAAAUGCAUUGGCAAGUGGUAGUGGUGCUGGUUCAUUAUUAACUAGUGAAGUUGAGUCUACCAGUGGGAACAAUGCGCUACUGAAGGCAUUGUUGAAGUCGAAUGCAGAUGAUGACAAACCAGAACCUAAAGCGGACAUCCUGUCUAAACUUCUGUCUGAAACAUCUGACGGAACACCAAUCCACCCACCAGCUGAAAUCACGUCCACAGUUGGCAAGGAUGGAGACAGCAGCAAGAUGUUCCUGUCGAAUUCAUCAAAUGUUCGCAAGUCUCUUGUCAACAUCGAUAGCGAAAGUGGAUUCAUUGGAACUGUACUCAUCAAUGAUGACAUCUCUCUGUCGCACUUUAUAAAUGUAAACGAGAAAGAUAUGAACUACGACAUGGAUAAUAACAUGAAGUUAUUUAACAAGAGUCUAACUGAUGAUAAAUCAACAACAUCAAUGACUACAGCAACUGUCACGGUGACAAUGUGCUCAUCGUUAAUGUCAGCGGCUAUAUCCUCAUUAUCGUCACUUAUUUCUAAUUCGUCGUCUCCCACUGAAAAUAUUACUGAUCCAUUCAGUGAAAAGAGUCCUUCCCAGAACAACAAUAAUUCAAACAGCACCAGUGACUCUGCAAAUGUUAAUGACAGUGCUAAACAAAGUGACGAACCGUCAGAUAAUGGUGGCGCUAUUUCGGCUAGUAACGGUUCAAAUGCGACGGCUAGCAAUAGCAACGGCAGCCACAGUAAUUCUAAUAAUAAAAUUAGCCACAUUAACAGCAAGAGCAAAAGACUCAUGGCAAAUUCUAAUUGCAAGUUGUUGAAGGAAUUGUUAUCAACGCAGCCAGCUCCUCAGAACAUUGUUUUUCCAAGUCGCAUCAGCGCCCUGCCCAUGGCCACUCCUCAAAUGGUUUUCAUGAACAAAUCUAAAGCAUCGGUGACCAAUCUUGAAACCUUAAUGCGUUUGACAUCUUCAGGUAUUACUACUACUACUACGACUACGACAUCAACAUCCUCCCCAUCAAACAGUGAGCAAAUGACGUCACCCAUCGUACAGGUGACACCUUCUUCAUCAUCUUCAGCACUGAUGUCGUCGUCAUCAAUUUCAUCACAACCUUCUAAAAAGGUGGAUGAUAAUGGUGGAAACAAAACUAAGCCAUUGUUAUCCAAGGGAAACAAUGACAGAAUGGAUAUGAUGUUCAGCGAUAACGGCCAUGAGGAUGAUGAGAACAGCUUGUUGAAAAGUGAUGAGGAUUCAUUGAAAUUCAAAGACUUGACGGAAGCUGAUUUGAAUGAGUUCCUUUUUGAUCCAAGUUUUGAUCUGGAAAACAUCUUAUCUACUGUGAUGCAACCCUCUGCUGCUCCAAACCUCAACACGACCACAGAAGAGUUGCCCGAUGAAGAUCCAAUGGUGAUUGUUAAUCAGAUGGAACACGUUAUCAUGUCUUCCAAUGAUCUUUCUUUCAAUGACAUAGAUAGACUGAUCCAUAACUCAAACGAUGCUAACAAAGCUUUCAUCAAGUUCAUUGCGGAUGAAAGCAACAGGAUGGGCUCUCAGUCCAUCCCAUCUAAUGAAAGUGCCAGUAAUGCUGAUUUGUUUGCUAGCAAAUCUUCAAGUAGGAGUCGAUCGAUAAAUUUACAUGAAAAUUUGGCCAUUAACGAAAUACAACAGGAAUUGAUGCAACUUGAUAAGUCUGAUUUCGUCAAUAAGAAUAAUGAUGACACCCAAAAAAAGGACGAUAGAGUUGAUAAAAACAAUAAAGUAAAGAGAACAGAAGGAAGAACAAAUAACAAGACAUCUGCUAACAAACAGCAGAAGGCUCUUCUUAGUCCAACAUCUAAGAAACAUGAACAGGGUUUGAAGUCUGCACAUGUUGUUCGAACAAGUCUCAUGACUGUCAACCAUCCGUCGAACUCGGUGGUUUCCAUUGCUGCACAGAACGGCAAUAAUAAUUCUAAUGACAGCAACACUUCAGCGAGAAAAUCUUUGGAAUAUAUGUUGGCGUCUCCUGAGUUGGAUGGCAAAAACUCAUUGAAAAAAUUUGAAGAACAGAUGAAAGUUGAUUUAUGCCCUAAUGCUGUUGUCUCCCGUUCUUCUUUCCAAAUUACAUUGGGCCAACUUUUGAACAACAAUGGCAGCAACAACAACAACACCGUCAACAACAUCAAUUCAAAUUACAGUACAGCAACAGAUAGCAACAACAACAGUGACACUAAUUCCGACUUCCCAAGUGCAAAAGGCAACAAAAAUAUCAAUAGUGAUAUUGAGAUCACUGAUGCUGAAAACAAUAAAAGUGCCACAAUCACCACCACCAACAACAAUGCCAACAACAGUGGCAACAAUAAUGUUUCAAACAAGAAUGAAGAAACAAAACAAAACUUUUGGUUGAAUGCAAAGAGCAAAUCAAACCUGACAAUGACUGGAGGAUCUAUCAUUCAGGUGGCACAAUCUCCCACGGUCACCACAAACAGUCCACUCCUAUCUCCAGCCAUAUCUCCCAGAUUCAACAAAUCCAUCAAAUCUCCUACCUUAGCCAUGGGUUCUGUGCCUGGAUCACUUCAAGCCCUGCACCAGCAUCAUUCAACAAGCCUCAACAAUGUCAAGAACGCAAACAGGAAUUCAUUCGCAACAUCAUCUCCCGCCAGCGUCGCUUUCUACAACAAUGCAAACCUGACUGACAAUAGCAGCAACAACACGUCGGGCAUUGGAGUAAGCAACAGCACAAACAACAACAUGGUCGUCAGCAACAACAGCAGCAGUUCAGUGGCUAACUCCUCAGCCUGUUCUAAGAGCAACAACAGCAGCACUGGCAGCAGCAUUGCUAACAGUUCGAGCAUCUCAUUGGCAAGCAGCAGCAGCAGUGCAACUAACAGUGCAAACUCUACCUCAACAAUCAGUAGUGUUGCCAACGUCACAAAAGCCACUGCAACUCCUCACAAUAACAACAACAACAAAAACGAUAACGGCAAGAACAAGUCAGGUGCCAAACAAUCACUAACAAUACAAAAGUUAAAUUUGAAAAUCAACUCUGGCAACAACGCAGACAAUACUCACAGAUCACUAUCGCUGACGGAAGAGACGGCAUCCUCGUCAUCCUCUUCCUCCUCCUUCUCUUCAUCCUCAUCUUCAUCCUCAUCGUCAUCAUCAUCUUCAUCGUCUCAGCCAGCGACUCCGUUAGUGAAGACGCCCACCACUCCAACAUUGAAUGCCAAACAAGCGUUGAAAGGAGUUUUGCAGAUAAGAAGUCAGAUGAUCCAAAAUACUUCACAUGCAGGUAGCAAAAGAUUGAUAACUGCAAACAACAGCAGCGGAAGUAAGGUGAACAGUGGACCAAGCAGCCAGCCAGCAACAAUUGUCUCAAACACUACAACUAAUAUUCCUGUUUCCAAUCUCAUAAAGUUUUCACAUCAGCCAAAAUUGCAACAUCAGCAUUCGUUAAAUGACACAAAAGUGUUUGCAAGACAAGGUAAUUUGAGUUUGGAUGAAACAUCUAAUUUUGACGGUGACUUGGAUAAGAUGAAGGUUAAAGCUGUACGUGAUUUGGAGGAUCUUGACGAUAUUCUCAAUCGCGACAACACUAUUGAAUCAAAGAAAUUUAAACAAGAUGCCCAGUGUUCCCCACAUCAACAACAAUUACAACUCCAACAACAUAAGUUGCAACAACAUCAUCUACAACAACACCUACAUCAAAAACAACAACAGCCACAUCAGCAGCAAGUUCAGCAGCACCAGUUCAUACAGCACCAAAUGGAUUUCAACGAGUCAAACAAUUCUGCUGGUUUAUUAAAUGAACCGCAUAAUUCAAAUGGUUUCCAAGGAGCACCCAUCAAUCAUAUCAGCAGUGAUCCAUUGCAACAUCAUCAGCAGCGCAAAAUAUAUAUCCAACAGCAGCAGCAACAGAGUCAUAUAGGUGACAGCAUGCCAUAUAGAAGUAAUCCACAUCACCAGCAAUUCAUUGUGACACAACAACCGCAUUUGCCAAAUCCUCACCAACAGUCUCCAUCAGUCCCAUUGCAACACCAACAGCAGUAUGUUGGCCUACCAAACGAAAUAUCCACAAUGCAUAGUCCUUCUUAUAGUAUGAAGAAACAUGAUCACCAGCAACAUCACAGGGUUACAAGUUUGAAUGCAGAUGAGCUGAUUAGCAACAGCGCAGUUUUAAAACAACAGUACCUACCACCUCAGCAUUACACUCAACAGUCUGCACAGCAUCAAUCUCCACAAUUGGACAUCAUACACAAUCGUUCACAAGCUGCCAGCGCCCAGCAUAUGAGCCACAGAUCUAUCCCACACCAACAACAAUUCAUGUACAGGCAGACAUCAGCAGCCCAGCCAUGCCAUCCUCCAGCUCGGGAGCACAUGACUUACAAGUCUCACAUUGCACAACAACAACAAUUUUCUUCAUCGAAUUCAGCAUAUUCCAAUAUGUAUGCUAGUCGUUUGUCUGAGGUUCAGCCAAAUGUACUACAACAACAUCAACAACUUCAACAUCAACAUCUUCAACAGCAACAUCAACAACAACAAAUUAUUAAGCAGAAUGCAACACAACAAAUGUCUUUCUAUCCACCAAACCAUCAACAGCAUCAUAUACAACAGCAUCAACAAUAUCAGCAGCAACAACAACGUCCACAGCAUCAGCAACAACACAACGAGCAAUUGGUUUUGCAAAGACCAUCACCUCAAACGGUUCAAGUUGAACAAUCUUCAAUAAAUCAAACACAGCAAAACGUUUGGCCCCAACAACAACUACAGCAGCAACAGCUUCCGAUGCAGUCACAACAACCACUCUCGCAGAAGCCAUUGCAGCAGCAACAGCAGCAACAACCUCUACUUGAUGGUGCACACUCAGAUUUGUCGUCUUCAAAAACACCUUCCUUGGACAUCAGUCAAGUUUUGUUUGGACCUGAUGAACCAAACAUGAACAACAUCGAAGAAGAUGAACUGGAAAAGUUGUUAGCCACUUUCACGGAAGGCUUGGAUGAUGUUGAUCCAUCAAGAAGAAGUAACAACAUUCUCGAUGCCAUGUCUGAUAUUGGCGAGUUGUCAGAAUUUCUUUCAAGAGAAGAAGAUGAAUGUAGUGCAAGACAAGCAGAGCCAAUGCAACCAUCACAAGUGCCAGGCCACAACAUUCAACAACAACAACAAUUCUACCAGCAACAACAUUCACAGCCACAAAUACAUCAGCAAAUGGUUCAACAGCCUCAUCACCAACAACUACUGCAACAAACGAAACAUCAGCAGCAGCAGUUGCAACAAUUCUCCCAACAAGGGAUGAACAAUAGGAACAAUUUAUCAAGUAUAUCUCCCGAAUUAUUCUUUACCUCUGAUAUGGAAGUGAAUAAGAAGUUUGAUAGUUUUGCUUCUGCUUCUUCUACUGCUCUCAACAACAAUCAUAUCCUCAGCAACAUACUCAUGUGCAACAACAACAACAACAGCAGCAACAACAGCAACAACAGAAUCAUGAAUGAGCCAAGACAUUGCGUUCUCUGUGUUGCGUGCCUGUCACGUGGUCUUGUUAACAAUGAAGAUAAUAAUAAUAAUGAUAGGCUUUUCUUAAAAGCAUCAAUUCCCACGUUGAAAGAACCAUCAGGAAUUUCAGCUGAGGAUGGUAAGCGUCCGGAUGGCUGCACUCUAAUCCCAUGGAAGCCUGGCAGCAAAGGUUUAGUUUUGGACGUCACUCUCCCUGGCACCCUUGCAGAACGUUACAGCUAUCUAAUCAGCCUAGAAAGUGGUUUUGCCGCAACCAGGGCUUCUGAUGAAAAACUUAAAAAAUACGAUAACACCCUGCCUUCAAUGAAAUUUCUUCCGGUUUGUGUUGAAGUCCUUGGUCCUGUGGACAAAGCUGCUGCAAAAUUUUUUAAAGACAUUUGCAACCUUAUAAGGGCAAGAUCCGGAGUCAAAAGGGAAUUUUUCUUCGCAAUUUUCUUGUCUCGUAUGUGGCAACGAGUCCUUCGUGUUUCCCCGCCGAUGGAUCCUCCAUUGAGCCCUGUAUACAUAGAUGUGCCUGCAGUUGCUCACCCAACAAGCAGGCUCCCUGCCACAAUCAGCUGUUCAUAG
Helobdella robusta is the source of this 8307-nucleotide messenger RNA. RefSeq lists its product as hypothetical. The record is from RefSeq and is a predicted model, not a curated record. Gene Ontology annotation, molecular function: nuclear receptor binding. Bases 1 to 8307 code for a protein of 2768 amino acids. Gene Ontology annotation, cellular component: nucleus. Gene Ontology annotation, biological process: positive regulation of transcription by RNA polymerase II; cellular response to hormone stimulus. The transcript is spliced from 23 exons. Lineage: Eukaryota; Metazoa; Annelida; Clitellata; Rhynchobdellida; Glossiphoniidae.